Chara braunii is the source of this 548-nucleotide messenger RNA. NCBI's taxonomy places the organism in Eukaryota, Viridiplantae, Streptophyta, Charophyceae, Charales, Characeae. The record is from the annotation of a GenBank genome assembly.
CGGAGGUCCUUUCUCUUCCCCCUCCCCCUCCCCCUCUCCCUCCCUCUCUCCGUGCUUUCCCAACCCUUCGCUUUUCUUAAGAGAGAAUGGACAGAGUGAUAGAUGCAAGGCGUUUCCCAGGAGUACACAGUGACGCAUACUUGUUGUUAUACUUUACGGACGAAAGUGAAAAGAGCGUAGAUGGCCAAUGGACAGACGGCAAUGAAGGGAGACGUGGAGAUGGGAGAGGGAGGUGGGAGUUUGCAGGAGAGUUCAAGUUCGUGGUUGCCACGUGGCAAUGGGUGUAUGCAUCAUUCACGGCGACGACAUACGAGACAAAGGAUAAUGAUUGAAGAUAGAUGCUCAAUGUCAAGAGGGAGGUGCAGGGUGUGCCGAAAGAGGUGACGAAGGUGGGCGUGGCGGCGAGGAACAAGAUUGACUGAGGGGUCCCUCCCCCUCCCCCCCUGCCCCCCCUGCCCGUUGCAGCCCUUCUCCUCUGCCUCUCUGCCACAACCUUAAUGCGUUUGCGAAGAAUGGAUCGACUGAUAGAAUCAAGUUUAACCACACAG